This is a messenger RNA of Cucurbita moschata (crookneck pumpkin), 1620 nucleotides long. RefSeq names its product aspartyl protease family protein At5g10770-like. Bases 83 to 1504 code for a protein of 473 amino acids. The record is from RefSeq and is a predicted model, not a curated record. Lineage: Eukaryota; Viridiplantae; Streptophyta; Magnoliopsida; Cucurbitales; Cucurbitaceae. Gene Ontology annotation, biological process: proteolysis. The transcript has 3 exons. Gene Ontology annotation, molecular function: aspartic-type endopeptidase activity.
GUCCUUCCACUUCCGCCAUAUCAACAAAUAAAAGAAUCUCAAUUUCUCAGCAGAGAGCUCUCGAAGCUCUCAAUCUACAUCCAUGGCGCCUCUUUCUUCAAUGCUUUUCUUUGCUUUUUGUUUCCUUUUCUUUUACUCUUCCGCCGGGAAAGUCUCGCCGGACGCCCACCGCCUCACCGUCGAACUCGCUGACCUUCUGCCGUCCGCCGCCUGCAACCGCCGCUCCGUUCAAGCCCAAGAUUCAGGUCGGAGAACGCAGUCAUCACUGGAAGUGAUUCACCGGCACGGGCCAUGCGGCGGCGGAGAAUCGAAAGCACCGACGGCCGCGGAAUUAUUCGUUCAAGAUCAGGCUCGAGUGGAUUUCAUCCACUCGAAAUUCUCAGGGGACUUCAAAUCCAUCGAUCGUUUACGGCCGUCGAAGGCCACGAAAAUCCCGGCGAAGUCCGGCGCCACCAUCGGGUCCGGGAAUUACAUAGUGAAUGUUGCUCUGGGGACGCCGAAGAAGUACUUAUCGCUUAUAUUUGACACCGGCAGCGAUCUGACGUGGACUCAGUGCGAGCCGUGUGCCAGAUAUUGCUACAGCCAGAAGGACCCUGUUUUCGCCCCUUCCCAAUCCACCACUUAUUCCAACAUCACUUGUUCUUCGCCUAUCUGCUCUCAGCUUGAAUCGGGCACAGGGAACCAACCUGGUUGCUCCGCCGCGAAAUCCUGCAUUUACGGAAUACAAUACGGCGAUCAAUCUUUCUCCGUCGGAUAUUUCGCCAAAGAAACUUUAACCUUGACGCCCACCGAUGUUAUCAGCAAUUUCCUCUUCGGUUGCGGCCAAAACAACCGUGGACUCUUCGGCAGCGCCGCCGGUCUCAUCGGCCUUGGCCAGGACAAAAUCUCCAUCGUCAAACAGACCGCCCAAAAGUACGGUCAGAUCUUCUCCUACUGCCUCCCUAAAACCUCAAGUUCCACCGGCUACCUAGCCUUCGGCGGCAGUGGCGGUGGCGGCGGUGCUCUGAAAUACACGCCGAUCACAAAAGCACACGGCGUCGCGAAUUUCUAUGGCGUCGACAUCGUCGGUAUGAAGGUCGGAGGAAUUCAGAUCCCGAUCUCGGCGUCGGUCUUCUCGACCUCCGGCGCGAUCAUCGAUUCCGGCACGGUGAUUACGCGGCUGCCGCCAGAUGCGUACAGCGCCUUGAAAUCGGCGUUUCAGAAAGGAAUGACGAAGUAUCCGAAAGCGCCGGAGCUUUCGAUUCUGGACACGUGUUACGAUCUGAGCAAAUACACCUCUGUAGAGAUCCCGAAAGUGGAUUUUCUUUUCAAAGGAGGAACGGUACUCGAACUGGACGGCACCGGAAUCUUGUACGGAGCAUCGACGACUCAGGUCUGUUUGGCAUUCGCCGGAAAUAUGGAUCCGAGCUCCGUCGCCAUUAUUGGGAACGUGCAGCAGAAGACUCUGCAGGUAGUUUACGAUGUCGGUGGAGGGAAGAUUGGGUUUGGUUAUAAUGGUUGUUAAGACAGUUCGCUGUGGGGCUAAUGAUUGGGAAAAAGAAAGAAAAAUUAUUCAAAAUAAGGGUUUGAAAAGUGAUGAAAAUUGGAUCACUCAUGAAUUGUGUGAAAACAAAUUUAAAA